GGUUGAUUGUUCUAUGACUGGAAUGCUCCACCACAUAGCCCAAUCAAAUCUGUUCAACUUUUUUUCUUCAACUCCUUUCUUGUGGCAGCAAUGGCUUCCUCAACAUUCAGAUUCAGUCCGUCCUUGUGCUUCGCCGCUGUAAACAACACUUCUCUUUCUUCUUCUCCUGCGGCUUUCAAGCCACUGAAGCUUCCUCUGGUUUGGCCAUGGCAGAAGGUGAAGAUGGGUCCUCUGAGUGUAUCCCCUAUGGGAAUUGGAACGUGGGCGUGGGGGAACCAGAUCUUAUGGGGCUACCAGGAAGCCAUGGACGCCGAGCUUCAGCAAAUCUUCAAUCUCGCAAUCGACAAUGGAAUCAACCUCUUCGACACCGCGGAUUCCUACGGUACUGGAAGAUUGAACGGCCAAAGCGAAAAGCUACUUGGAAAAUUUAUCCGAGAAUCUCAAGGGAAAAAUGACAUCGUGAUAGCCACCAAGUUUGCAGCGUAUCCAUGGCGCCUAACACCUGCCCAAUUCGUCAAAGCUUGCAAGGCGUCUUUGGAUCGAAUGCAGAUUGAGCAAAUUGGUAUAGGACAAUUACAUUGGUCAACAGCAAACUAUGCUCCUUUUCAGGAGAUGGCUCUUUGGGAUGGACUAGUGGCAAUGUAUGAUAAGGGCUUAGUUCAAGCAGUUGGAGUGAGCAACUACGGACCAAAGCAACUUGUAAAGAUAUAUGACUACCUAAAAGACCGAGGAGUCCCCUUAUGCUCUGCUCAGGUGCAAUUUUCUUUACUAAGCAUAGGAGAUGAGCAGUUGGAGAUGAAGAAGAUUUGUGAUUCUUUGGGCAUUCGCUUAAUUGCUUACAGUCCUUUAGGACUUGGAAUGCUUACAGGAAAAUACUCACCUUCCAAGCUUCCAUCUGGACCUCGGGGUUUGCUGUUCAGGCAGAUUCUCCCAGGCUUAGAACCUUUACUGACUACACUUACAGACAUUGCAGAGAGAAGGCGCAAAACGAUCCCACAAGUUGCUAUAAACUGGUGCAUUUCCAAGGGAACGAUUCCCAUACCUGGAGCUAAGACAUUGAAGCAAUCUCAAGAAAAUUUGGGUGCUCUUGGCUGGCGCCUUACCCAGGAGGAACUGAACCUGUUGGAAGAUGGAGCUCGAGAGUCCCCACAGAGGAUGAUACAGAAUAUUUUCCAGACUAGGUAAACUUGGCUGGCUGCACAAAGGGAGAAACGCCCAGGCCCAGGGAGAAGGUGGUGAGGUGAAUGUAGCUAACAAGGGCGGGCUGUAGAAUUAAAAUGAUGUGAGAAAUUAUGAGAGAAUAAUGAACACUCAUUUCAUCACUAAAAUAGAUUCAAAUAGAGUCAAAACCAUUGUAAAGCAACCAAAAAUUGUGAUAAGCGGAACCAAACUUAAAUCUUUCAAAGUCAAACUACAAAAAUUGAGUCCUUAAA
Momordica charantia (bitter melon) is the source of this 1433-nucleotide messenger RNA. It is a transcript of the gene PLR1, whose product is annotated as NAD(P)-linked oxidoreductase superfamily protein. The record is from RefSeq and is a predicted model, not a curated record. NCBI's taxonomy places the organism in Eukaryota, Viridiplantae, Streptophyta, Magnoliopsida, Cucurbitales, Cucurbitaceae. Gene Ontology annotation, cellular component: cytoplasm.